Cannabis sativa is the source of this 2325-nucleotide messenger RNA. RefSeq names its product protein FAR1-RELATED SEQUENCE 5-like. NCBI's taxonomy places the organism in Eukaryota, Viridiplantae, Streptophyta, Magnoliopsida, Rosales, Cannabaceae. The record is from RefSeq and is a predicted model, not a curated record. Gene Ontology annotation, molecular function: zinc ion binding. The transcript has a single exon. Bases 1 to 2325 code for a protein of 774 amino acids.
AUGACAAAUGUAGAUCCAUUAUCAUUUCCAGAGUGGCCAUCAAUUCUUGAAGCUUUAGACAUCCAAACAACACUUGACAAGAUUGGUCCCAAAGAUAUUUUGGGGAAAAAAUUAGAGUCAAUAGAGAAAUGGGAUAUAUUCUUUCGAACUUAUGCAAGGUACACGGGUUUCAGUGUUCGAAACGAAGAUGUGAGGCGGGUGGAUAAUAUUAUCACAAUGAGAAAAUGGGUGUGCUCUAAAGAGGGUUAUCGAAGAGAAAAGUUCAUAAAUAUGCAAGACAGACAAAGAACAACCAAGCCAAUAACAAGAAAUGGUUGUAAGGUAGCCUUAAGAGCAGUGCAUACUAAGGACGAAACCUCUUACAUUGCAAAAGAAUUUGUGUCACAACACAAUCACGAGACAGCUUCCAUUUCGGAAAUGAACUUUCUAAGAUCCAAUCGAGUUGUACCGGACGGUGUAGUUGCUCAAGUAAUGUCUAUGAAUAAGGUAGGGAUAAAGACUUCUAAUAUAGUCUCGCAUAUGGCAUUACAGUCUGGAGGGUUCGAAAAUAUCCCUUUCCAACUAAAGGAUGUUUACAACAAGGUUGGGGAACAAAGAAGAUUGGAAAAUUCAGAAACGGAUUCAGAAUGGGCACUUGGUUACUUUGACGCCGCCAUAAGGUUAGAUCCCUUCUUCUCCGUCGAGUAUCAAGUGGAUGAAGACAAUAGAUUGGCAAAUAUAUUCUGGGCAGACGAGAAAUGUAGGAGAGACUAUUCUGCAUUCGGCGAUGUAAUUGCUUUUUACACUACAUACAGAACCAACAAAUACAACGAACCUCUUAUAAUAAUAAUAGGGGUUAACAAUCACUUCAACAGUUGUGUUUUUGGUUUUGGGUUGCUCCUCCAUGAGAAGGGAGAUACAUUCCAUUGGAUACUGACAAAAUUCAUCAAAUGUAUGGACGAUAAACAACCUUCUGUUGUCAUAACUGAUAGCGAUCAAGGAAUGCAACUUGCAAUUAAGAGUGUCAUGUCAAAUGCAUUUCAUCGCACAUGCACAUGGCAUUUAAGCAAUAACGUCACCAAAAAUUUGAAAGAUCCAAAUUUUACCCGUGCAUUCACUCGUCUAAUGUACAAGUACAUGUCUCCAGAAGAAUUUGAAAUAAAAUGGAGAGACUUAAUCGAUGAGUUUGAUCUACAUGAUGUAGAAUGGUGUGCCAAAGCUUAUAGUUCUAAACUCAUGUGGGGAGAAGCCUUUGUAAGAGGUCAUUUUUGCGCUGGAAUGAGAACAACACAAAGAAAUGAAUCUAUGAAUGCAACUUUGAAAAAAUUUCUCCUGGCGAGCUAUCCCCUUAGAGAAUUUAUCCAAUGUAUUGAUAUUGGUGUCAGUAAGCUACGCUACAAUGAAGCCCAAAAGAUGUUUAAGAAUAAGCACACUUCUCCUCAACUACCAUCGUUAACUGAUCCAGUCAGACCUUAUUACAAGAAUGCAUCUGAAAUUUACACUUAUGAAUUGUAUAUUAAAGUUGCAAACGAGAUAAGAAAAGAGGCGGGAUAUAGAAUUAGUCACUUUGAUGACUGUGGGGAUCACCUUCUUCUUUCCCUAAUUCGAUUUCAACAUGGAGAAAUAAGUUAUAAGGUCCGAUACUACAAGAUUAACAAUCACUUCAAGUGUGAUUGCUUGUUAUUCGAAACAGAAGGUUAUCCUUGCAAGCACAUAUGGGCAUCCAUGAAACACUUCAACAUAAGUCGUUUGCCACCCUCACUCAUUUUGAAACAAUGGACCAAGGAGGCAACAACAUCAUCAACUCCACCCGAACAAGGUGUCUCCAAUAAUCAAGAACAACUGACACAAAUGGAAAGGUAUGACUCUCUUACUUCUGACACAAACAUGUUAAAUUUUUAUGCUUCAAGAAUGGAUUCAAAUUUCAUAUUUGCUAAGCAAGAGAUAGCACGCAUCACUGCAUACUGUAAAGAUGCCUUUGAACAAAACUUAGGCUCACCAACACCAGUCCAAGUACCACACAUGGGACACCAAAACAACCCAAAUAUUGUGAGAGAUCCAGUCAUUGUAAAAACGAAAGGAAUGAGAAAUCAUCAUGGAGGUCAAGUUGAGGGACUUGGUGGCCUUGAUGGUAAGAAAAGUAGAAAAUGUCGUAUGUGUUCUAGUGUUGAACAUGAUUAUCAUAAAUGCCCUCACAAACUAAGACCAAACACAAGAGGACAAAGUGCAUCAUCUAGUCAACUUGCUUCCUUCUUUGGUCCUACUACAACAAACAAUCAUGAAAACACUGAGUACUUUGUGGAUGAUUCAACACAAGAAUCUUUUCAAUCAUUCCCAUUUAUGUAG